Molecule: messenger RNA, 249 nt
Organism: Parascedosporium putredinis
Lineage: Eukaryota; Fungi; Ascomycota; Sordariomycetes; Microascales; Microascaceae
Source: the annotation of a GenBank genome assembly
AUGGCUGCGGAGCAUCCGCCAAAGCGCGUGAUCCUACGUCUGCGAUGCAACGAAUUCGACGACACGGUCGCGUCUUACAACGAAGCCACCUUUCCUUCCUGGGGCGACCGUUUAGCAAAACACGACCCUUGCGCCUCGUUCUACAUCAUCCUGGACAUGAACGCGGCCGCGAUCAAGGAGCCGGACUUGGAGAGGUUGCCGCACGAGAUGUAUCGCGUUCGACGCCAAAAGGACGAUGGCACACCGUAA